Neoarius graeffei (lesser salmon catfish) is the source of this 1429-nucleotide messenger RNA. It is a transcript of the gene cd151l, whose product is annotated as CD151 antigen, like. The record is from RefSeq and is a predicted model, not a curated record. Gene Ontology annotation, cellular component: membrane. Bases 319 to 1080 code for a protein of 253 amino acids. The transcript is spliced from 9 exons. NCBI's taxonomy places the organism in Eukaryota, Metazoa, Chordata, Actinopteri, Siluriformes, Ariidae.
UGUGUGGAGGUGGCGCGCGCACACCUGGGCUGAGGAGGCAGAGCAGUGGAGUGUCCCUCAGAGCUGGAGAAUACUUUACAGACUGACAGACAGAAAGAGUUUUAUUAUUUUAGUAAAAGUCUGUAAAUACGGUGGUUUGUUUUCUCUGAGCUUCAUCAGUUCAGCUGUUGCUUCAUCUCAGUAUUUACAGAACCGUGCUGUUCUCCACCAGAAUGGUUCUGUAAUCAGGUGCGAACACACUCCGUGUUCUUGAUCUGCUUCUGAGUGACCAAAUGAUUCGACUCUGAAUCGACUCACCUGGAGGAAGUGAAUCAAAUAAUGGGCAUGAACACAGAGAAGAAGGACCGGUGUGGGACGGUGUGCCUGAAAUACCUCCUGUUCGUGUUUAACUUCCUGUUUUGGCUAGCAGGGGGCGCCGUGAUGGCUGUUGGAUUGUGGACGUUGGUGAAGAAGAGUGACUACAUCAGCCUGCUGUCCUCCCGGAUCUACGCCGUGUCGGCCUACAUCCUCUGCCUGUCCGGGGUUACCGUCAUGGUAACGGGGGUUCUGGGCUGCUGCGCCACCUUUAAGGAGAAAAGGCGACUGCUGAGAGUGUAUUUUGUCCUGCUGCUGUGCAUCUUUCUGCUGGAGAUCCUGGCUGGAGUUUUGGCGUACAUCUACUACCAGAAGCUGAGCGAUGAGCUGAAGAGUAAUCUAAAGGACACGAUGGUGAAUAAAUAUGAGCAGACGGAUCAGGGCCACAUCACGUCAGCUGUAGAUAAACUACAACAAGAGUUUAAGUGCUGCGGCAGCCACAACUCGUCUGACUGGGUGGAGAGCAUUUGGGUCCGCACUGGCAAGUCCCGUGAGAGAGUGGUGCCCGACAGCUGCUGUAAGACGCCUGCAGCGGCGUGUGGAAAAAGAGAUCAUCCCUCUAACAUUUACAAAGUGGAGGGCGGCUGCAUUGUUAAGCUGGAGAACUUCAUUAUGGACCACUUAAAGCUGAUUGGUGCUGUGGGAGUGGGUGUGGCCUGUGUACAGAUCGUGGGGAUGAUUUUCACAUGCUGCCUCUACAGGAGUUUGAAAUCAGAGCCGUACUGAACCGCAGUCUCAAUCACACGCUUUUUAGGUUAAUGUUCCAAAUGUCAUCAUGUGCCACUACAGCAGAGGGACGUCUGUGAUUGUUUUUGUCAGGGAUGUGAUUUUUCCGCGAAUUCGCGGAAUUCCGCUUUUUUCACCUCAAAACUUGAAAAAAAAAUGUUUCCGAUUUUUCCCUCAAAUCCACAUUCGUAUCCUAUUCGUUCCGACUUUGUUUGAAAGCUGGCAGCCUCGGAUUUGCAUCUUUACGCCUCGAUCACGGAGGCUGCCAUCUUUCAACUCUUUGUUUGAAGCGAGCGCAUUCAUUGGUUGUUAGAGUGAUGGGCCAAUCACGUACCUCGUUUCAUCUCAU